Molecule: messenger RNA, 1152 nt
Organism: Dovyalis caffra
Lineage: Eukaryota; Viridiplantae; Streptophyta; Magnoliopsida; Malpighiales; Salicaceae
Source: the annotation of a GenBank genome assembly
AUGUAUUUGUCCCGCAUUUUCCGCAGCACAUUCUGCACCGCCGCCUCUGCCACCUCCGGCGCAGCAACCGACGUUGGCAUAGUUAAAUCACUCUCAAACGAAGUCUUCAAAGAACGCAGCCACAAACGCCUCGUUGAAAAAUUCAAAAAAGCUUCCGAAAAUGAGAGGUUUCGCACAAAAGCUGGCAUUUAUAAAAGCACCGUUCGCCGUCUCGUAGCUGCCAAAAACUUUCGCUUCGUAGAAGAAAUUCUCGAGGAUCAGAAGAAAUAUGAGGAUAUGUCGAAAGAAGGUUUCAAUGCUCGUUUGAUUUCCCUCUAUGGUACAUCACGUAUGUUCGACAAUGCACGCAAGGUGUUUGAUGAAAUGCUUGAGAGAAAAUGCGCUCGGACGGUGCUGUCUUUCAAUGCGCUGCUGGGAGCUUGUGUUAAUUCGAAGAAGUUUGAUGAAGUUGAUGGGUUGUUUAGAGGGUUAUCGAAGGAGUUACAGAUUGAACCCGAUUUGGUUUCUUAUAACACGGUUAUGAAGGCGUUUUGCGAAAUGGGUUCGUUGGACUCAGCUGUUUCGUUGCUAGAUGAGAUGGAGAAGAAAGGUUUGGAGCCUGGUUUGAUUACUUUUAACACGCUUUUAAAUGGGCUUUAUGCAAAUGGAAGGUUUGAUGUUGGAGAGAGGAUUUGGGGGCGGAUGAAGGAAAAGAAUGUUAAGCCGGAUAUUAGGAGUUAUAACGAGAAGUUGCUUGGAUUGGUAUUGGAGAAGAGAAUAAAAGAUGCGGCUAAGGUUGCUGAAGAAAUGAAGAGUGAUGGGAUUGAAUUUGACACCUAUAGUUACAAUGCUUUGAUUAGAGGAUUUGUUGAUGAGGAUGAUUUGGAGGAAGCCAAGGGUUGGUAUGAUAAGCUAAAAAAAUCUGAUUGUAAACCGGAUAAAUAUACUUUCAAGAGAUUGAUUCCUUUUGCCGUUGAGAAGGGUGAUUUAGCUUUUGCUUUUGAGCUUUGCAAGCAUGUUCUCAGUAGCAAGUUGCUUGUUAAGGAGGCAUUGAUACAACCUGUGUUGGAUGCAUUGGCUAAGGAGUCAAAGAUCAAUGAAGCAAAGAAGCUUGUGCAACUCAGCAAGGCACGUCGUUCUGAUUCUUUAAAGUUGAAAUUGCCUUCAAUUUAG